ACAUCCAUCCCCAAAAGAUGUCCUGCUACGAUUUGUGCUCCAUCAACACCAGUGGCAUCAGCUGCCCCCAGCCCAUCGCUGACAGCUGCAACGAGCCCUGUGUCCGGCAGUGCCCUGACUCCACGACCGUGAUCCAGCCACCUCCUGUUGUUGUCACCAUCCCUGGACCCAUCCUCAGCUCCUUCCCCCAGCAAGCUGUGGUGGGAUCCUCUGGAGCACCCAUUCUUGGGGGCUUUGGGGGCUCCUCCCUGGGCACUGGGGGCCUGUAUGGCUAUGGAGGCUCCUCCCUGAGCUAUGGGGGUCUGUAUGGCCUUGGGAGCUAUGGGGGCUAUGGAAGCUCCUCCCUGGGCUAUGGGGGUCUGUAUGGGGGUUCCUCCCUGGGUUACGGGGGCCUUUAUGGCUAUGGUAGAUCCUAUGGUUUUGGCUACUGCAGCCCUUACUCCUACCGAUAUAGCAGAUAUGGUCGUGGCAGCUGCAGGCCCUGCUAAACACAACAGAAAAAUCCACUGAAUGAAGUACCAGUGGAAAAAGAAAUGCAGAUUUACCAGCAAGUAGAUGAGUGACAGCUUUGUGAAAGCAUUCACUAAUCCUGCUCAGGACUCUGCCAUUUGUAUGCUCCACACCUCUACAUUUUCCCUUUGAAUUCUUCUCUGGUACCUUUGUGGGUUCAAUUAUUUAUUUCUAUUUUAUCAUACUUGUUUCUGAGUGCAGUGAGACAUGUAACAUAGUUCCUUUCCAAAUGCAUCUGUCUCCUGCAUAUAUAUACUUGAUACGGUGAUACUUGUUUAUUUUUUCCAUUCUCAUUAAA
Molecule: messenger RNA, 808 nt
Organism: Meleagris gallopavo (turkey)
Lineage: Eukaryota; Metazoa; Chordata; Aves; Galliformes; Phasianidae
Product: scale keratin
Cellular component (GO): intermediate filament
Molecular function (GO): structural constituent of cytoskeleton
Source: RefSeq, a predicted model, not a curated record